Molecule: messenger RNA, 1671 nt
Organism: Siniperca chuatsi (mandarin fish)
Lineage: Eukaryota; Metazoa; Chordata; Actinopteri; Centrarchiformes; Sinipercidae
Gene: ctsl.1
Product: cathepsin L.1
Exons: 9
Coding region: 137-1144 (335 amino acids)
Biological process (GO): immune response
Cellular component (GO): lysosome
Molecular function (GO): cysteine-type endopeptidase activity
Source: RefSeq, a predicted model, not a curated record
CUGCUGACAGCCACCUGACUGGACAUACUGCAAGUCAUAACUGUAGUUGGCUAUAUAAGAAUGCCUCUCUGACACAGUCCUGCAUCAUCCACAGGUGGUUAUACCUCAAACUUCACAUACCGACAUAGAAGCAGUCAUGAUGAAGCUGCUGCUGGUUGCUGCUGCUGUUCUGGCCGUGGCCAGCUGUGCCAGCAUCUCUCUGGAAGAACUGGAGUUUCACGCCUGGAAACUCAAGUUUGGAAGGUCAUACAGCUCUCCAUCAGAGGAGGCUCACCGCAGGCAAAUCUGGGUCAGCAACCGCAAACUGGUGCUGGUGCACAACAUCAUGGCCGAUGAGGGCAUCAAGUCCUAUCGCCUUGGCAUGACCUACUUCGCUGACAUGGAAAAUGAAGAGUACAAACGCCUGAUUUCCCAGGGCUGCCUGGGCUCCUUCAAUGCCUCUGUGUCUCGCCGUGGCUCUUCUUUCCUCCGGCUGCCUGGAGGAGCUGAUCUGCCUGAAAGUGUUGACUGGAGGGACAAGGGAUACGUCACUGAUGUCAAGGAUCAGAAGCAGUGCGGCUCCUGCUGGGCCUUCAGCGCAACUGGCUCGCUGGAGGGUCAGACCUUCAGGAAGACAGGGAAGCUGGUGUCUCUGAGCGAGCAGCAGCUGGUUGACUGCUCUGGCAAAUAUGGCAACAUGGGUUGCAUGGGAGGCCUGAUGGACUACGCCUUCCAGUACAUCCAAGACAACGGAGGGAUAGACACAGAGGACUCCUACCCUUAUGAAGCUGAGGAUGGUCAGUGCCGUUACAACCCUGCCACUAUUGGUGCCAAAUGCACAGGCUUCGUUGAUGUGAAACAAGGUGAUGAAGACGCCCUGAAGGAGGCUGUGGCCACCAUCGGACCUGUGUCUGUGGCCAUUGAUGCAUCUCAUGUGUCCUUCCAGCUCUAUGAAUCAGGAUUGUAUGAUGAGCCAGAGUGCAGCAGCUCAGAGUUGGACCAUGGUGUACUGGCCGUGGGUUACGGCAGUGACAAUGGACAUGACUACUGGGUGGUCAAGAACAGCUGGGGUCUAGGAUGGGGAGACAAUGGAUACAUCAUGAUGACCCGGAACAAACACAACCAGUGUGGCAUUGCUACUGCAUCCAGCUACCCCCUGGUCUGAGCAGGUGCAGGACUGGUGGAGGAGGAGAACAGUGACACAUUUCAUAAAGAAACUGAGUUAUGGAACAAAAUGUCCUUUUGUUGUCUGUGCCCUGGUGUACUUUUAAUAGAAUUACCUUUUUAUGAAGAUUGUAAAUAAAUGUAAAUAAAUAAAAUGUGUAAGGGAAGACACUACAGGUGAAUAGGGUAAACAUUGUAACUAAUAGAUAUCACCAUGAAACUUCCCUAGUUGAUUACUUACAUUAAGAAAAUUACUUUUUGUACUUUUGUAAGUUUUCUGAAAUUUUUGUUUAAAGAUGCAAACGAGGCAUUAUCUAAUGUUAACUUUUGGUGAAUUUAGGAGAAAUCUACAGACGCAAGUAGACAAAGUGUAGUAAAAUAAACACCUAAAUGUGUAUUUUGGCCGUUUUCUUUGCACUAGUCUAAAAGAAGACAUGCUAUGGAAGUAAAUUAGCCCAAAAUCUGCCUUUGCCUUUGGUGUCUCCCUUUAACAUUGAAAGAUAAAAAUAAACAUUUAUGUGUUUGUGA